AUGGAUCUUUUUGCGACAAAUGGAUCAGUUCGCCUGGGCUUUCCGUCUCUUGAGCUCUUCCAGUAUCCUUACAGUCGGCCUGAUAAACUUGCUCUGGAUCUUCGUCCGCCACCUCUGAAUGACUCCCCACUUUCAGUUUGGCAUCCAUUCAGAAUUAACCCUGAAUUUUAUCGCAUUUCCCUGCAGCUCGGAAAUGUUAUUUCAUUUGUGGUAAUCUACAUUUCCGCCGUCUUGUUUAUGAAUCAAGUCAACGCCGCAAGAGGAUGGAAACCAUGGGCUUUCAGCAAAUCUUCCACUUUCAAAGCCUUGGUGGUAGCGCACAACAUCUUACUAGCGGUUUUCUCUGCGUGGUCGUUGAUUGCAACCAUAUUCCUGAUGUGGAACUAUUGGCCGUCGAAAGUAAGAGAGCAACAAGAGCCCUCCUACGAACAUAUUGCGGAAUACUUUUGCCAACUACACUCAAGCGCAUAUCAAGUGUUGAAAAAUUCAAAUUCGAUUAGUCCCACGGAAGCAGGACUCUCUUACUUGUUCUGGCUCUUCCACCUAAGCAAGUUUUACGAAGUUGUCGAUACAAUGAUCCUUCUUGCAAAAGGUAAAAAGAGUUCAAAUUUACAAACGUAUCAUCACGCUGGUAUUAUCAUAUGUACAUGGACCACCAUGUUCUAUGAGUCUCCUACAGCCAUUGUCGGUGCUUUGAAUUUAGGCGUGCAUACUUUGAUGUACACAUACUUUGCCCUUCAAACACUUGGAAUAUCUGUUUCACUCAGUACAAAACGCGCUCUGACUAGCAUUCAAAUUACUCAAUUUUUCGUCGGCCUAGUUUGGGGUCUUUGCUAUCCGUUGGUGAGCUACAGGGUUCGCUUCAUUGACUCUCUCUCAGAGUCAGGCUCAAGCGCCUCACCGAAUCAUGAAGCCUGUUCAAUUGCAGAGAGAGGAUGGAAUUCCACGACAGGCUCAGCAGCGCAAGACACCUUUGUUCCAUGCUUGAGUGACAGUGGUGAAGCGGCUACGGUUGUGGUUUCGUUCAUUUACAUUUGGCCCUUGAUUAUAUUGUUUAUACGAUUUUUCAUCAAAUCGUAUACCAAAGGCAAAAGAUCUUAA
Messenger RNA from Penicillium malachiteum, 1101 nucleotides. RefSeq names its product elongation of very long chain fatty acids protein. The record is from RefSeq and is a predicted model, not a curated record. Lineage: Eukaryota; Fungi; Ascomycota; Eurotiomycetes; Eurotiales; Aspergillaceae. Gene Ontology annotation, molecular function: fatty acid elongase activity. Gene Ontology annotation, biological process: very long-chain fatty acid biosynthetic process; fatty acid elongation, monounsaturated fatty acid; fatty acid elongation, saturated fatty acid. Gene Ontology annotation, cellular component: endoplasmic reticulum membrane. The transcript is spliced from 3 exons. Bases 1 to 1101 code for a protein of 366 amino acids.